AUGACAACGUUCGGAAACUACGCUGGAACCGAAUCCAAGUCGAAAGCUUUCCAUUACUCGCAAGCUGUCAAAGUAGGAAACGUCGUCCGUAUUUCCGGCCAGGGUGGUUGGGAUGCGGAAGGGAACGUAGCACCAAACGCCGCAAAGCAAGUGGAGCUAGCGCUUGAGAACAUUGAGAAGGCUCUACAAUCUGUCGAAAAGGGCGUGUCCUGGAAGAACGUAUACGCUAUUCGAUCGUACCACACAAACAUCGACGAGUCUGCGGACCUAUGUAUCGAAGGCUGGCGACGCGUCAUGCCUGAUCACCGACCGGUAUGGACAUGUGUCGAGAUUACCAAACUUGGUAUCGAAGGCAUGCAAGUCGAAAUCGAGGUGGAGGCUCUCGUUGAAUUGGAGUGA
Molecule: messenger RNA, 399 nt
Organism: Alternaria viburni
Lineage: Eukaryota; Fungi; Ascomycota; Dothideomycetes; Pleosporales; Pleosporaceae
Exons: 1
Coding region: 1-399 (132 amino acids)
Source: RefSeq, a predicted model, not a curated record